This is a messenger RNA of Cynocephalus volans (Philippine flying lemur), 5060 nucleotides long. RefSeq names its product transmembrane and coiled-coil domains 3 (gene SLC9D1). Gene Ontology annotation, biological process: potassium ion transmembrane transport; proton transmembrane transport. The transcript is spliced from 13 exons. Lineage: Eukaryota; Metazoa; Chordata; Mammalia; Dermoptera; Cynocephalidae. Gene Ontology annotation, cellular component: membrane. Gene Ontology annotation, molecular function: potassium:proton antiporter activity. The record is from RefSeq and is a predicted model, not a curated record. The coding region runs from base 2557 to 4593 and encodes 678 amino acids.
AUCUCAUCAGUUUUAAAGUGAGUUUUAUGAUUCCUGUUCUGUAUUUAAAAAACAAGCAAAACUCCUUAGAAAUUUGGCAAAGUCAGGAGAUACCUUUUAUUUAAUGUUGGAGAACAUAGAAUAUAGAAAAAUUUGGGGGCACUUGAGCUUGAAGUGUUGAUUUUGCUAUUGCUCUAAAUGAAAACUACCCUUGGGCUUUACUAUAGCCUAGUUAGGGCAUUUCCUAGUUCAAGACAUAAAAAUGUAAUAAUGGGGCUGGUUUCCCUGCUUUGCAAUGUACGUGGUGAUCCCUACACAUAAUGAGGGUUUUGUGGGAAACAGGAAGCAAUUAUAUAGGAUUUUAAACUUUUUUUAUUUUGAGAUAAUUAUAUAUUCACAUUCAGUUGUAAGAAAUAGUAUGGAAAUCCUGUAGAGAGAGUAGAUUUUGCUCCAUUUUCUCCAGUGGUGGCACCUUGCAAACUGUAGUGCAAGCGGGAAGGUGCCACUGACAGAAUCCAUCGACUUGCCGAGGCUGCCCCUGCUGUAUCUGCACUCCUGUGCGCAUGUGUGUCUAGGCCUAUGCAGUUUUAUCACACGUGUAGAUUUGUGUCAACAUACAGGACAAUGCCAUCCCACGAGGACCCUGCUUCGUUCUUAUAGCCACAGCCAUGUUCCUCCCACUUCCCUAACCCCUGACAACCACUCAUCUGUCCUCCGUUUCUAUAAUUUUGUCAUUUCAAGUAUAUCAUGUAAAUGGAAUCAUACAGUAUGUGACCUUCUGAGAUUCUCUUUUCACUCAGCCUUGAGAUCUACCCAAGGUGUUGCAUAUGUCAAUAUCUAGAUGCAGAUAUUUUAAGAAUUUAUUAUAAAAACACAUUACAGAAACCCAUUAGACCCAGAGACAGCAAAGUGUCUUUUUAAUAAUUAAAAAUAACAAUAACAAAGUAACACUGAAGCUAGAAAUAUUUACUAAUUUAUUCAAGAAAAAACAUACUACAGUUUAGUAGUCAUGGGAUUUUGUAGCUAAGUUUGAAGGUAAAAUGAAAGGAGUUUAUGAAAAAGGGUCGUUCGUAUUUCAAAGGCCUGUAAAUAAUUUCAAUUUCGUGUUCAUGUUAUAAGUGUGUUUCAUUGGAAAAUUUCAGUAUAACUACAACUAAAAUCCUCAGAGUUUCUCAUAAAAAUUAAUAGCUCCCUCAGGUGUAGAGUAGAGGGAUAACUGUUCAACUGCAGGAGCCUGGUUGAGGAAGGAACCAGAAGUGAAUGUAGAGGGUGUCAUUCAUGUGCAGACUGUUGCAAGCUAUUUUUCUGAAGCAUGGAAUCCAUAAAAGAAUCACUUUCUCAGAACUUUUGGGGAAAGCAGGCAUCAUAAACGAAGCAUCGCAGAGUUCUGUCUUGGUUCUGGAAAGUUCUAAAAGGAACUUGUGAAGGAGCUGUUGAAUUUCUCUCCCUGGAACAAGAGAGGCUGAGCAAUUGAAUGAGUCAUUAAAAUAACAGGUCAACUAUAUUGCUAGGUAUGACUAAAUGAUGAGUUAAUUGUUUAUUUUUGAGGUGUAACAUGUAGUUCUGAAGAUUGUGUUGACACUGACAUAAAAUUGAGUAAUUGGAACAGCCCAUUCUCAUUUGUCUAGGAAGUCAGCUGCUCUGGGUGACUGAAUGUUCCAUGUAGCGCUAGCUUAUCCCUUUAGGCACAAAGUCUCUGAAAAUGUAUUGAAAUUGAACGCUUUCUUCUUGAUUAGAAUGUAGUCUUUUCUUGGUGACUUGUGUUUGUUGUUUUGAACGUCAGUGACUAUACUAUUGUCUACCCAGUAGUAUUUUCAGGGUCUAUUGAAGUGCCUCACUCAGUGACCUAGCCUCUGGGCUUUUGAAGUCUCUGUUAUUCGGGAGGUUUGUCUGUCUUGGUCUGUUGGCUGUCCUUUCUUGGUUUGGUCAGAAUGCCAUCUCUAGAAAUGGCCAUGCUUUUAAUUUUUGCUGCAUCUAAUCUGCUUUGCCUGGGAAACCAGAUGAAACACAGGAGAAUUCGGGUUAACAGUGAAUUUAAAGUAUAGAUUUAUGUUUUCGUAAGCAGAUCCCCAGGUGGGGGAGUAUUGGUGUAUUGGACAGUUGAGUGAGAAUUCUUGACACCACAGUCCACAAGAUGCCACUAUUCGGAAUGACUGGACAGUGAAUGCAGGUAUUAAUGUUUCCUUGUUUCCUUUAAGCUGUGAAUCCGGGGUAAGUGUUAGUUUUUGUUUUGUGUUCUUUUUUGGCACAACUGCUUGUGGCAGUGUUCUCCUGGUUGCCAGUUUCCAUGGUAUUUCCCAGAGCUUAUCUUGCUUGUCCCCCUCACAUUUGUGAUCUCUCCCUUCUUUGGGAUCUGCCUUCCAUCCUCUGAGACCACAUCACUGACUGCUGCUUCCACCUGCUCUGAAACAACACUCUUGUCAGGGGCUCAGCCCUGCCCUCUGCCUGUCACUGUCUGGACCCCACUACAGCUGCAGAGACCUUCCGCAGUCACCUAAACUGAAAAUGUGUAUCUAAGAUGUGAGCUCGACACAGCAGAAGGCCUUGGCGUAGCUGCCCUGCCCUUGUGCUUGGACCAUGAAGGUUUUAGGAGAGCGUCUCUUCUGGGUGUCGCUUCCACUGCUUCACCUGACCACCAGCGCUGCAGACCACGGAGAGGUGGCGAGGCACGCGAUCAAGUUACACUGGGGAAGGGGCGCGGCCGUCGCUCAGAGGCGGCAGUGGGUCCUGGGCAGCUGUAGGAAGCUCUCCGGGCUUCUUCGCCAGAAGGAUGUGGUUCUGAACAAACUGAAAGAUGCAAUCAGAGCUGUGGAAGAAGACGCUGGCCUGUUGGAUGGAGAGAAGCUGUUCCGGGUGCACACAUUUGAGAUUUUCCAGAAGGAGCUAAAUGAGAGUGAAAACUCGGUCUUCCAGGCUAUCCACGGGCUUCAGAGAGCCCUGCAGGGAGACUACAGGGACGUGGUGAACAUGAAGGAGAGCAGCCGGCAGCGGCUGGAGGCCCUGAGAGAGGCUGCCAUCAAGGAAGAGACAGAAUAUAUGGAACUUCUGGCAGCAGAAAAGCAUCAAGCUGAAGCCUUUAAAAAUAUGCAGCAUCAAAAUGAAAGCCUGUCCAUGCUUGAUGAAAUCCUUGAAGACGUGAGAAAGGCAGCAGAUCGUCUGGAGGAGGAAAUCGAGGAGCACGCUUUCGAUGACAAUAAAUCAGUCAAAGGGGUCAAUUUUGAGGCAGUUCUGCGGGUGGAGGAAGAAGAGGCCAUUUCCGAGCAGAAUAAGACACGACGGGAAGCGGAGGACAGCUUGGGCCUCAGUAUGCUGAUAGACUCGCAGAACAACCGGUACAUUCUGACCAGGCCCAGAGACGCGACCAUCCCACGUGCAGACCGCCACUUCCUCAAGGACAUUGUUACCAUAGGAAUGUUGUCUUUACCUUGUGGCUGGCUGUGCACGACAGUAGGACUGCCUACGAUGUUUGGGUAUAUUAUUUGUGGUGUGCUUCUGGGACCUUCAGGACUGAACAGUAUUAAGUCUAUUGUUCAAGUGGAGACAUUAGGAGAAUUUGGGGUGUUCUUUACUCUUUUUCUUGUUGGCUUAGAAUUUUCCCCAGAAAAGCUGAGAAAGGUGUGGAAGAUAUCCUUACAAGGACCGUGCUACAUGACACUGUUAAUGAUUGCGUUCGGCUUGCUGUGGGGACACCUUCUGCGAGUCGGGCCCACUCAGAGUGUCUUCAUCUCCACCUGCCUGUCUUUGUCGAGCACACCCUUAGUGUCCCGAUUCCUUGUGGGCAGUGCUCGGAGCGAUAAAGAAGCAGGCGACGUCGACCACGGUGCAGUGCUGCUGGGGAUGCUGGUGACGCAGGAUGUGCAGCUAGGCCUGUUCAUUGCCAUCCUGCCGACUCUUAUCCAGGCAGGGGCAAGCGCUUCUUCUAGCAUUGUCAUGGAAAUACUGCGAAUACUGGCUUUGAUUGGUCAGAUUCUUUUUUCACUGGCUGCUGUUUUUCUUUCAUGUCUUGUCAUGAAGACUUACCUCAUAGGACCGUACUAUCGAAAGCUGCACAUGGAAAGCAAAGGAAACAAAGAAAUCCUUGUCUUAGGGUUAUCUGCCUUCAUCUUUUUAAUGUUAACGGUAACGGAGCUGCUGGACGUCUCCAUGGAGCUGGGCUGCUUCCUGGCCGGUGCCCUGGUCUCCUCCCAGGGCCACAUGGCCACCGAGGAGAUCACGUCUUACAUCGAGCCCAUUCGCGACUUCCUGGCCAUCGUCUUCUUUGCAUCGAUAGGGCUGCACGUCUUCCCUACCUUUGUGGUGUAUGAGCUCACGGUGUUGGUGUUCCUCACCUUGGUGGUGGUGCUCACGAAGUUUGUUUUGGCAGCGCUGGUCUUGUCUCUCAUCCUGCCAAGGAGCAGCCAGUACAUCAAGUGGAUCGUCUCCGCGGGAUUGGCCCAGGUCAGCGAGUUUUCCUUUGUCCUGGGGAGCCGAGCGCGAAGAGCUGGCAUCAUCUCGCGGGAGGUGUACCUUCUUAUACUGAGUGUGACCACGCUCAGCCUCCUACUUGCCCCGGUGCUGUGGAGAGCUGCAGUUACAAGAUGUGUGCCCAGACCAGAGAGACGGCCAAGUCUCUGAUGGACCAAGAUGCUGGCUUUGGACAGGGGAACCUCUGCGGGCAGCGAGUUCUUCUCAGGGGCCUGUGACUGCUCAUCCCUGUGGCCUCAUGCCCUGGGGACAGAAAAACACUAGCAAAGAGCAGUGUCUUCAUGCUUGCCUGGCUUCUGCAGAAUAUUCCUGUCGUGUUUUAGAAUUUUCCAGAGUGAUUUAUUUGCAGUCAGUCGGUUGUGUGCAGUGGAGCUAUAACACUGCGUUUUACAAAUCGCCUUGACUGUUUUGCCUGGACGUGCCUUUUCCCAAAAUUAUUAACUUUCUAUUGUUAAUUCAUCAAUUCAUGACUCUUUUGGUAAAAAAAAAUUAGAAAGGCUUUUUAUUUAUUGUACAACUUUAGGAUUAUAAUCUGGUCAAAUAUUUGUUAUUAAAAAUUUCUGUGAUAUGAAAUUUUAAUUCUGGCAUUGUGUUUGGAAGCUUACUCUUAAAGCCUA